CCGCGACCUGCCUAUCCGGCCGCCCAAAUUCUGGAGCCUCGGAAGAGGAAACUCUCCUGUGCAACUCGGGAGAUGUCUUGGUUCGAGAUACCGGAACCCAUAGUCAAGCUGGAGUUGGGUGGGGUAAACUACGGGCUGUGGGCAUUGGUAACGAGGAUCACUCUCCAAGCCCGUGGUCUCUGGGGGCACAUCACCGGCGAGAGUGCCUGUCCUCCUGCCCCUGUCCCUCCUCCCCAGCCACAGGCUAAUGCUGCUAAGGAGGUCGUCGAUGCUGCCAAUAAGGCUUUCAAGGACUAUCAGAGCGCUCUUGAUGCAUACAAGCAGUGGGAUGUCGACGACGCCCGUGCCAUGCUCAUUCUGCUUCACAGUGUCGAGGCCAACAUCACCCACCUGCAGCCGGAGAGCGCCCAGCAGAUGUGGGCGCACCUUAAGCAGCUCUACCAGCCAGUUGUCGACACCAUCCAUUACUCUGUGCUGCAGCAGCUCCAGACACUUAAGCAGAAUGACGAUACUGUGGAAGCCUUUUUCGACCGGUUCAUGGAUCUUUGGUGCAAGCUCAAUUCAUUGGUCCCACUCCCAGAUGUAUGUCGAGGAUGUGCUUGCUGCGUGAAGCGCCAUCAGCACGAUGACAAACACUGUCUCUACGAGUUUCUCAUCCGGCUUCGGCCAGAGUUUGAGCCUGCCAAGGUUCGGUUGUUGAGCUGUUCUCCUCUACCGUCUGUGAUCAAGGCACGUAACACCCUUAUUGAUGAGGAGAUUUGGCUCCAGAGCACUGCUCCUGUUAUUACUCCUGCUGAGAAGAAGAAGAAGAAGAAGAAGAAGAAGAAGAAGAAACGUAGUGGAGGUCGCCCCAAUUUGAGGUCUUCUGAACCUUCUGAAGGUUCUUCAUCGCUGUCCCAGAAUGAGGUUGCACAGAUGGUUAACCAGUUUCAAUGCCUAACUCACCAGGGGUCAUCAGGGUCUACCAAUCUUCCUCACUCCAGGAACUUUAGGCAGCAAUCAUGAUUGGGAUUGUUCGUUGUAGAUUAUCAGCUCCUUUACAUCCUUGAUGGACACAACCUUUUAUCCACGUCUGCAAUGUCCAUGCCAACUGCCACCGCCUCUGCCACCAGUUUCCCUGAUAGUUUAGGAGUUAGGACACCAUGUGGAUUGUGCCUAUUGUAGUUAGUAUUUUGGGGUGUCGUUGCCUUGCUUAUCAUGCGUUCUUGACACUUCCAUGGUUGUUAAUUUUUCUAGUGAUUCCAUAUCUACUCAUCAUCUCGAUCUGGUUAACUCUAAUGUAUAUGCAUCUGGUCCUUUAAGGAUGAUAAAAAAUUCACAAUUAUUAUGUGAUUUUCGUUUA
Molecule: messenger RNA, 1342 nt
Organism: Setaria italica (foxtail millet)
Lineage: Eukaryota; Viridiplantae; Streptophyta; Magnoliopsida; Poales; Poaceae
Exons: 2
Coding region: 73-1005 (310 amino acids)
Source: RefSeq, a predicted model, not a curated record